Gossypium arboreum is the source of this 2109-nucleotide messenger RNA. Its product is annotated as nuclear pore complex protein NUP1-like. Bases 1 to 2109 code for a protein of 702 amino acids. The transcript has 8 exons. The record is from RefSeq and is a predicted model, not a curated record. Gene Ontology annotation, cellular component: nuclear envelope. Lineage: Eukaryota; Viridiplantae; Streptophyta; Magnoliopsida; Malvales; Malvaceae. Gene Ontology annotation, biological process: poly(A)+ mRNA export from nucleus; nuclear membrane organization.
AUGGUUCAGUCUCUUGAACAAAAUCAAAAAAUAAAACGUGACGUGUUGCGGUUCAUUGAUCAUUUGACGAGGUUACUAUGCACAAGAAGUGCUGAUAUUCCUGGUGGAAAUGAAGAAAAGAGGCCUGAAUUGAUCUCAGUGGUAUCUCAUGACAAGAAAGAACUUCCAAAGACCCCAGUCAAUGAAGAUGUUGUUGCUUCACCUGCUGAGCUUGCAAAAGCUUACAUGGAUAGUAGGACGCCAAAAGAAUCUGUAUCAAGGCCUGGACUACAAAAUCAAGUGCCUAGGGGAGAUUUAACUUGUUCAAGCAAUAAAAGUUUCCCUUCUAUGUCUUCCACAAUGUCACUUUGUGCCAAGAUCUUCCGGUCUUGUUGUGAUGCUUUUGGUGGACCUUCAUCAUCAUCUCAGGGUGCUUGGGAGCAAAAGAGAAUUUCUGGCUCUACACAAGGCUGUGCUACUACUGCUCCUGGUACAACCAAUUAUUUGUCAGAUAAAACUGAUAAGCAGAGCAAUCUGAAUGGCAUCUUCUGUAGGACACCUGAAGCUGCAAUGACCUUUUCUGUAGCAACUUCAAUAUCAGCUGGAAGUAAGUUCAAGUUUGGUGCGUCAGCAGAUGGUUCUACCUUUAAUAAUGGGUCUUGUGCUUCUAGUCCUUUCUCGUUCUCUUCUCUGGAGCCUUCUCUAGUCCCGAGUAAUUGUCAAAGUUCCUCCAGUGCAACUGCCACCAAAAAUGACUCUUCUGCUGCUACCAUCACCUCCGCAAGUGCAACUGCGAAUGCCAGCAACAGCUUUACCAGCAGCCUUUCUGUGGAGGCUUCAAUCCCUUCCUUUACAGGUGAACCUGUUUUCAAGUUUUCAUCCUCUGGGGACCCAUCAACCUCAGUUUCAACAUUAUCAGCAACUUCAGGGGAAGCAACUGAAUCUAAGACACAGAAUACAAAAACUUGGCAAUGUAGUAUUUUUGGUGGUACAAGUGCUGCAAGCAGCUCUGCCGGUACAACAGCUGAAGUCGCAAGCUCUGGAAAUAGCAGUUCCAGUGGUGUAUCUUCCACUAUUACGAACUCUGGAAAUGGCUUUUUCAGCAGCACAUUUUCCCCAGUGACAAGCACAAGCAAUGGUAUCUUCGGUGGUACAUCUGUAGGUACAAGCACAGGCAAUGGUAUCUUUGGUGGUACAUCUGCAACUACAAGCACGGCCACUGGUUUAUUUGGCGGUAGUAGUAUUUUUGGUGGUACGUCUUUGCCAGUAUCUGGUACAGGAAGUAGUAUUUUUGCCGCUAAAGCUGCAGUCACGAUCACUGGAAGCAACAUCUUUGGAUUCAGUGCUCCAGCUACAUCCACAUCUGCUUCACAAUCUCAGGGUUUAAAUCCUUUCAAUGCUGUAAAUACCCAAGCAUCUGCUACAGGAACUGGCAUUGGUACCUCAACUCAGAGCACGCCCAUUCAGUUCUCCUCAUCCGCAUCAUCUCCAUCCUUUGGAUUGACUGGGAAUGCAACCUUUUCCUCUGGCAGUUCGAUUUUUGGGUCUUCGGCAUCUGUAGCUAAGCCUUUUAGUUCAGGUUCAAGUUUUGGAAUAAGUUCUUCCUCUUCAGAAACCAACUCUCUAAGCUCUAGCAGUGGCAUUGGUGAUGGUGCAUUUGGAUCCACUUGGCAAGCUCCCAAGACACCCACAUUUGGUUCAUCAUCAGGCUUUUCCUUUGGAUCAUCAACUUCUGUUAGUGCUCCUAGCGCUGCCACUCCGUCACAGCCUGUGUUUGGUAAGACGAGUCCUGGCUUGGUCUUUGGGUCAACGCGCUCUAGUAAUAAUGAUCAAAAGGAAGAUAGUAUGGUGGAGGACACAUUUCAGGCUUCACCGGCUGUUGUGACAUUUAGUCAACAGCCAAUCUCACCACCCGCUUCUGGGUUCGUUUUUGGUGCAUCAAACCCACCGGCAGCAGGUUCUGUCCCAUUUGGAACCCUACCAAGCAUGGCCGCACCACAGAAUCCAUCUCCAUUUCUGGCUUCUGGUAGUCUUGAAUUUGGUGGUGGAGAGAGCUUCUCAUUGGGCACCAGUGGUGGUGACAAGUCUGCCAGAAAAUAUGUGAAGGUCCGCAAACAGCGGAAGAAGUAA